This is a messenger RNA of Didymosphaeria variabile, 2061 nucleotides long. RefSeq names its product Dipeptidyl-peptidase 5. The transcript has 4 exons. Gene Ontology annotation, molecular function: serine-type endopeptidase activity. Gene Ontology annotation, biological process: proteolysis. Bases 1 to 2061 code for a protein of 686 amino acids. Lineage: Eukaryota; Fungi; Ascomycota; Dothideomycetes; Pleosporales; Didymosphaeriaceae. The record is from RefSeq and is a predicted model, not a curated record.
AUGGCUUUGUGGAAGGCUGCUUUGGGCGAAUUAGCUCUCUUCUCCUCGACAAGCUACAACUGGACCGCCGGAAAGUCGUCGACUACAUGGCAUUUCCUGGACGUUGCCAGCGGAAACAUCACCGACGCACCUAUUGACGCUGAUGUCUCGGAGGUCGUCUGGGUUGGUGCUACAAAUACCAGUGUUUUGUACAUCAAUGGGACGAAUGAUGAGAUUGCUGGUGGCGUGACGCUUUACACGGCCGAUCUUGGAGAGGAUGAGUUUGCACCGAAACUUGUCGCGUCCCUAAAUGCGCCUUUCCAGGGCCUCAAGGCCGUUCAGACCGAGUCUGGCGAUAUCAACUUUGCAGUCAACGCCCUGGCAUACAGCAACGGCUCGGCAUACAACGAGGAGCUUGUUACUGCGCCGAAGAGCACUGGCCAGGUCUACAAUGCUAACUUUAUCCGCCACUGGGAUACCUACAUCACUGCAGAGCGAUAUGCUGUCUUCUCCGGCGUGCUUUCUUCCGGAUACGGUGCACUUUCGCUUGAGGGCGACUUGAAGAACCUCCUCGUGGGCAUCAACGCUUCAAUCACUCGCCCGGAAACCCCAGUUCAGCCCUUCGGCGAUGCAAGUGAUUACGAUAUCUCGCCGGACGGCAGCACAGUUGCGUUCCUGACUAAGGCACCUGAACUUCCCAAGGCCAACUACACUGCAAGCUACAUCUACGUCGUUCCACAUGACGGAUCCGAAGUCCCAGUCGCCAUCAACGGCCCCGGAAGCUCUGCGCCCGCAACAGCUCAAGGUGCAUCCCAGGGUCCCCGCUGGUCUCCAGAUGGCAAGAAGCUCGCAUAUUCCCAGCAAGAUGGCAUCGCGUACGAGUCUGACCGCUUCAAGCUUUAUGUUGCUACCAUCGAUGGACUGAACGCGGAAGUUACAGCCGUGGCCGAGGACUGGGAUUCCAGUCCCUCAGGCUUAUCCUGGAGUCAUGAUGGCAAAGACCUCUGGGUAGUCUCUGAGCUCUAUGCUGCAAACCGUUUGUACAUUGUACCUGCAGAUUCAGACGCUUCCUUCACGCCCAAGAACAUCACUGGUCCUUCGCCUAACCUCGCAGACUUUGCGCUCCUUCCUUCGGGUGAAGCACUCAUCUCCGCAUCCUCGACUUGGUCCUCCAAGAUCUGGUACACUCAAGGCCCAGACAGCGAGCCCAACGUGCUCUUCAGCGCCCACGAAGUCGAUCCCGAGCUCACGGGGCUCCUCCCCGAUUCAACCACCAACUUCUGGUACACGGGUGGUGACGGCGAACAGAUACAGACCUUCGUGUACUACCCCAGCAACUUCACCACCGACUCAAAGUGGCCUCUGGUCUUCAUGAUCCACGGCGGCCCCCAGUCCAGCCAAGGCGAUACCUGGUCCACGCGCUGGAACCUGCGCCUCUGGGCGGAACAAGGUUUCGUCGUCGUCGUCCCGCAAUUCACUGGCACACCCUCCUACGGCCAGAACUUCACCGACGCCAUCACAAACAACUGGGCUGGAACACCCUACCGCGACUUCGAAGCUCUUUUCGCGCACAUCGAGGAAAACAUUGACUACAUCGACACUGACCGCGCUAUCGCUGCGGGCGCUUCCUUCGGUGCUUUCAGCAUCAAUUGGAUCCAGGGGCAUGAGCUGGGACGAAAGUUCAAAGCGCUAGUGAGCCAUGAUGGCAAGAGCAACCAGUUCGGCGCAUAUGCCACCGAUGAGCUGUGGUUCAUCCAGCACGAUCAGAAUGGCACGCUGUGGGAUGACCGCGAGAACUACGCGAAGUGGGAUCCGUUGACGCAUGCGAAGAACUUUAGCACGCCGCAAUUUAUUGUGCAUAAUGACCUCGACUAUCGCGUCGUACAAUCCGACGGCGUGGCCCUGUUCAACAUCCUCCAAUCCCAAGGUGUCCCGUCCAGGUUCUUGCACUUCCCAGAUGAGGGGCACUGGGUCACCGGUAGGGAUAACAGUUUGGUGUGGCAUACGCAUAUUUUCAACUGGAUCAGGUAUUGGGUUGGCUUGGACGAGGCAUUGAUUACAGAGGGGGUGAUUGAUCAAUAG